AUGAGCAAACACGCAGACUUUAUCGAAGGCGAGGCCGAGCUCGGCUCGGAGGAGGACGAGGAGUCCUUUGACGGCGAGGACGAUGAUGAGGACGAUGGCAGCCGGCGCCGCACCAAGGAUAGGGCUCCUCGAAUCGAGGAUUCCAGCGAUGAAGAAGACGAUGACGACGACGAAGAAGAGGCGGCCAAGAUUCGCGAGGGAUUCAUCGUCGACGAGAGCGAGGACGAGGACGAGGGCGAGGCGUCGGACCACGAGCAUAAACGCAGGAAGAAGCGCCGGCGAGCUGAGCGCGAGGAAGAGGCUCAGCUGGACGAAGAGGAUCUGGACCUGAUUGGCGAAUCGCGUCCGGACUGGGAGCGACAGGCAGCAGCGCAGCCCAAGUUUAAGCGUCUCAAGCGCGGCCAUCGCGAUGAAGCCGGCCAGCGAACCGAUCGGACCGACCUCGCACAGAUCUUCUCGGACGACGAGGACGAGCCGGCCGAGGACCGCUAUGCCCGGCAUGGCCACCGCGGGCCGGCCGACGACAUGGACGACUUUAUCGAGGAGGACUUCCCGGAAGACGAAGAUGAACGCCUCCAGCGCCAGGAAGACAUGGAAGUGGCGCGACCUCGCGAGCGCUUCAUCGGCGGCGUCAUCGACACGACCGGACUCGACAAGGACGCCCUGGACGACAUGGACAAGAUUUUUGGCGAUGGCGGUGAUUAUGCCUGGGUGUUUGACAUUGAGGACGACGAGGAGGAGCGCGGCCGCGAGGAGCAGGGCAUCGAGCUUAAGGACGUGUUCGAGCCGUCCCAGCUGCAGGAAAAGCUGAUGACGGACGACGACAACAAGAUCCGCUACACGGACGAGCCCGAACGCUUCCAGAUCGACCGGAAGCCCUUCCGCAACCUGCAGAUCACGCCCGAGCAGUUCAAGGAAGAGGCCCGCUGGGUGAUCAACCUGCUCUGGCCCACGAAACAGCUGUCGGCCGACCUGCACGUGCCCUUCAGCAAGGCUGUCGGCAAGGUGCUCGAGUUCUUUGUCGUCGACGACGUCGAGGUCCCGUACGUCUUCCAGCACCGCAAGGACUACCUCAUCCACGCGCGCCAGCCGGCAGGUGCUGGCCACCGCGACGAGGCCGACGGCGCCGACUACGACGUCAGUGCCGAGAAGCUGCUGAACCAGGACGACCUGUGGCGCAUCCUCGAGCUCGACAUCAAGUUCCGCUCGCUGAUCGACAAGCGCAACGCGCUUGAGCGCUCGUUUGAGAAUGUGCGCCAGGCCUUUGGGCUUGAGGACAAGAUGUUCGAGUCCAUGGUGUCCGAGGCCGCGACGAUGGAAGAGUUGCAGGACCUGCAGGACUACCUGCACUUUGAGUAUGCCAGCCAGCUGAAGGACCUGGUGGCAGAGGGCAGCGCGACGCGCGAGGUCACCAAACGGCCGGGCGCCAAGGCGACGUCGAUCUUUGAGCGCAUCCGCAAGGCCCGUGCCUACAGCUUUGCCAAGGCCUACGGCAUCAGUGCCGACCGGCUGGCCCAGAACGCCCUGCGGCUCGGCAAGAAGGUGUCGGCUGACGACGAUCAGAAGCUGCCGGUCGACUUGGCUGACGGCCUGACGGACGAGACGUACGCUACGGCCGACAGCGUUAUGGCGGUGGCCCGCCAGAUGUAUGCCGAAGAGCUGUUUACGAGCCCGCGGAUGCGCAAGCUCUUCCGUGUGGCCUACUACACCAACGGCCUGGUCAGCUGCCACCGCACCGAAAAGGGGCUGCGCAAGAUUGACGAGUCCCACCCGUUCUAUGAGAUCAAGUACCUCGUCAACCAGACGAUCAGCGACCUGGCCCGACGGCCCGAAGUCUUCCUGAAGAUGAUGAAGGCCGAGGAGGAGGGGCUUGUGGACGUGGCGCUGACGCUGCAGAACGAGCGCGACUUCCGCCGGCAGCUGUACACGGAGUUCGCCUCAGACAACUUCAGCGACCGGGCAGACGCCUGGAACGAGGAGCGCCGCAAGGUGCUCGACCUGGCGGUGCCCAAGCUGGACCGGGUGAUUGCCAAGGGGGUCAAGGACUCGCUGCGGACGGCGUGCCAGGACGAGGUGCUCAAGAUCUGCCGGGACGAGUACUCGAAGCGGCUGGACCAGGCGCCGUUCAAGCCCAAGGAUAUGGUCCUGGGCACGUCGCCGCGCGUGCUGGCGCUGUCCAACGGCAUGGGCGACCCCGGGCGCGAUCCCGUCUUCUGGGCUUGGGUCGGCGAGGACGGCCGAGUGAUGGAGCAGGGCAGCUUCGGCAACCUGGCGCGCAGCGACAAGGAGCGUGACGCGUUUGUCGGGCUGAUCGAGCGGCGACGGCCAGACGUGAUCGGCGUGAGCGGCUUCUCGGCCGACACGAACAAGCUCGUGCGCGACAUCGAGGGCCUCAUCAGCGAGAAGGGCCUGAUGGGCCCCGAGUACGAGGACGCAGAGACGAGCGAGUACCGCAGCGACCUGCUCGAAGUGGUGGUGGUCAACGACGAGGUGGCGCGGCUGUACAAGGACAGCGACCGGGCAGCUCGAGAGCAACCGACGCUGAACCCGAUGAUCCGCUACUGCAUCGCGCUCGGCCGCUACCUGCAGAACCCGAUGAAGGAGUACGCAGCCCUGGGCAAGGACGUGCAGUCGCUGCUGUUCCACGCGUGCCAGCACCUGUUGCCGGCCGACAAGCUGACGCGGGCGCUGGAGACGGCCAUGGUCGACAUGGUGAACCUGUGCGGCGUCAACAUCAACGAGGUGGUCAACGACGCGUAUGCGGCCAAUCUGCUGCCGUACAUUGCGGGCCUGGGUCCACGCAAGGCCUCGGCCGUGAUCAAGGGCAUCAACGCCAACGGCGGCGUGGUCAACUCGCGCGACGAGCUGGUGGGCGACCCGGACAGCGGCAAGCUGGCGGUCGUGGGGCCGCGCGUGUGGAACAACUGCGCCAGCUUCCUGUACAUUGAGUACGACAGCUCGAACCCGGCAUCGGACCCGCUGGACAACACGCGUGUGCACCCGGAGGACUACGAGCUGGGCCGCAAGAUGGCGGCAGACGCGCUGGAGCUGGACGAGGAGGACGUCAAGGCCGAGACGGACGAGAACGGACCGGGGGCGAUUGUGCGCAAGCUGUUCAAGGAGGAGGAGCAGGAAAAGGUCAACGAGCUGAUUCUGGAGGAGUACGCGGACCAGCUGCUGCGCAACUACAACCAGAAGAAGCGGGCGACGCUCGAGACGAUCCGGGCAGAGCUGCAGGCGCCGUACGAAGAGCUGCGCCGCAAGUACGUGGCCCUGGGCGCGGACAUGGUCUUUACCAUGUUUACGGGCGAGUCCAAGGAGUCGCUGUGCGAGAACAUGAUCAUCCCGGUGGUCGUACGCGUGGUCAAGGACGACUUUGCGAUCGUGAAGCUAGACUGCGGCAUCGAGGGCCGGGUGGAGGCGCACGAGGUCUCGUACCGGCACUCGAUCCGGGACGUGUUGCGACAGGGACAGACGGUGCAGGCGAAGCUGUUGGAGCUGAGCCGCAAAGACUUUAGCGCGAAGCUGUCGGUGCGCGAGGACGCGUUGCGGCGGCCGUACCGCAAGUUUGUCGACCACGAGCGCGGCACCUGGGACUUCCGGCAGGAGGACCAGGACCGCGAGGACAUGACGGAGAAGGACAAGACAACGGGCCGGACGCAGCGUGUGAUCAAGCAUCCGCUCUUCCGGCCCUUCAACGCCACCCAGGCCGAGGAGUACCUGGGCUCGCAGGCAGCCGGCGACAUGGUCAUCCGGACGUCGUCGCGCGGCAAUGACCACCUGGUCGUGACGUGGAAGGUGGCCGACGGCGUGUACGAGCACAUUGACGUGCUGGAGCUGCAGAAGGAGAACGAGUUCUCGGUCGGACGGCUGCUCCGGAUCGGCGGCAAGUACUCGUACACGGAUCUGGACGAGCUGAUUGUGGACCACGUCAAGGCCAUGGCCAAAAAGGUGGACGAGAUGAUGCAGAACGAGAAGUUCCAAAAGGGGACGCGGGCGGAUAUUGAAAAAUGGCUUACGACCUACAUGGACGCCAAUCCGAACCGGUCCUCGUACGCCUUCUGCCUCGACGGCAAGCACCCCGGCUACUUCUUCCUGUGCUUCAAGGUGAACCGGAACACGCGGGUGAACGCGUGGCCGGUGCGGGUGAUUCCCAAGGGCUUCGAGCUGCUCAAGGUGGCCUACCCAGACAUGCGUGCUCUGACCAACGGCUUCAAGAUGCGGUACCAGAAUGAGAUUCUCAAGAUGCAGCAGGGCGGCCGGUAG
Grosmannia clavigera kw1407 is the source of this 4266-nucleotide messenger RNA. RefSeq names its product transcription elongation factor. Gene Ontology annotation, molecular function: nucleosome binding; DNA binding; histone binding. Bases 1 to 4266 code for a protein of 1421 amino acids. Gene Ontology annotation, biological process: mRNA transcription by RNA polymerase II; positive regulation of transcription elongation by RNA polymerase II; transcription elongation-coupled chromatin remodeling. Lineage: Eukaryota; Fungi; Ascomycota; Sordariomycetes; Ophiostomatales; Ophiostomataceae. The transcript is spliced from 4 exons. The record is from RefSeq and is a predicted model, not a curated record. Gene Ontology annotation, cellular component: transcription elongation factor complex.